GUAUUUAGUAUAAUAUCAGGAAAGGUAAUAUUUCAAUCUAAUAAUUGAGAAGGAAUUUUAAAUGAGAAGUUAAUUGGAAAUGAAAAUACCUAUACAAGAAUUCAAUCUGUCAUUCUCGCAUCAGGUGCAAUGUCAUCAAUAAAAAAUUAUCCAAAAAAAAUCUUAGACUUAAACUAGUUGUUCUGCUAAAUUUAUUGACUUUGAAUCGACUAGUAAUUAGAUUCAACCUAUAAUCCUAGCUAAGUCUGAAGAUGGAAUUGAGUUGACAUCAGAAUUUACUUUAAGAAACAUGAAGAUGUGUCUAAGAACUAGUAAUUUUACUUAAUUAUCUGAAAACGUACCUGACAGACUCAUUGUCUUUAUGCUUUCAUAUAGUUGAAUG
This is a messenger RNA of Paramecium octaurelia, 382 nucleotides long. The record is from the annotation of a GenBank genome assembly. Lineage: Eukaryota; Ciliophora; Oligohymenophorea; Peniculida; Parameciidae.